Capronia coronata CBS 617.96 is the source of this 1083-nucleotide messenger RNA. RefSeq lists its product as uncharacterized. Gene Ontology annotation, biological process: tRNA wobble uridine modification. The record is from RefSeq and is a predicted model, not a curated record. The transcript is spliced from 2 exons. Gene Ontology annotation, molecular function: tRNA binding. The coding region runs from base 1 to 1083 and encodes 360 amino acids. NCBI's taxonomy places the organism in Eukaryota, Fungi, Ascomycota, Eurotiomycetes, Chaetothyriales, Herpotrichiellaceae. Gene Ontology annotation, cellular component: cytosol; elongator holoenzyme complex; nucleus.
AUGGCACAUGCCAACCUGUCCCAUCGCCGGACCCAUAAUCUCCUUCUGAUCUCCAAGCUGUUAAACCAGCGGGACCAUGCCUCACCACUGACGCUGGUCCUCGACACGCUCGAGCAGCCCGCAAAGCCUCUGUUGCGCGAGUAUUUGCGCAGAGCCCGGCUUUCACGAACGACAACGAUACUCUUGGCCUUCGAGACCUUUGUGAAGCCGCGGGAUGUCGAUUUCUUCCUUGAGUGCCACGACUCAACCAAAGUCCUGGAUACGGUUGCAAGGAAAGUGUCAGAAGUGAUGCGGAAAAGUGGAAACAAGAGGUGUUUGAUUUUGAUUGACUCACUAGCGACGUUGGUGUCGAUGUCGACGAGUCCAACGUCGAAUCUGAACCUGACGGCGUUUCUCUCAUCACUACUCCAGCCGCCACCACAGGCCGGACAGGCUGAACAAGGACAGACACCUCAAAUCUCGGUGGUUGCAGUCUACCACACUGAUAUCCCACUCCCCGCCCCAUCAGCAUCGCCUGGUUCUGCAUACCCAUACUCUCCUUCGCCUUUCGCGCUACUCUCAUACCUCGCCACCACCAUCAUUACAGUGCACUCGCUAUACGUCCUGUAUUCGGAAACGUUGGCUCAAGCAAAGUCGCGGGUGGCGCCUGUAUUCGGCCUGGGCGAAGAAAUCGAGGGGGUCGUCAUCGGACUGAAGCCGAAAGGAGUUGCCGUGAAGCCUGAAGAGCAAGGCAUAGUCCUAGAGUUGGAGCAUCGGCGCAAAAGUGGAAGAGGCGUGCUCGAAUGGAUUUUCUUGCCCACGGCAGUGGAUAGGCACCAGAGUGGCGCGCAGGCGGUCCGGGAGAUCGCCACUUUGCUGGACGACCAUCCUCUGUUCCGCAAAUCCAAGGAGGAGGAAACCCCGGAGCAGGCCUUGUCGGGCAUGACGUUCGAGCUGGGCUUGACAGAUCGACAGAGACUAGAGCGUGAGGGAGUCGUGCUGCCGUACUUCGACGCCCAAAAAGCAGGCGGCGGAGAAGGUGGGAGGAUUUUGUACGAUAUGGGGGUCGAGGACGAUUUCGACGAGGAGGAAGACGAGAUAUGA